Cavenderia fasciculata is the source of this 351-nucleotide messenger RNA. RefSeq lists its product as uncharacterized. The record is from RefSeq and is a predicted model, not a curated record. The coding region runs from base 1 to 351 and encodes 116 amino acids. NCBI's taxonomy places the organism in Eukaryota, Evosea, Eumycetozoa, Acytosteliales, Cavenderiaceae. The transcript has a single exon.
AUGGAAUUACAAACAUUGGCAUUUUUUGGUUGCUAUGCCUUUGUCAUUAAUGUUUGCACAUAUUUCCAUUUAGGUAAAAACAACAAUAAUAACAACGACAACAAAAACCAGCAGUUUAUCCAAGAUGCAUGGUUUUGCUCACUUGUAAUUAUAGUGUGUGCAGUAGCAACUUAUCUUAGAAUUAUCUCCUUUCCUCUUCCUCGUACUCCAUUACAACAAAUGGCAAACACUACCAUUCGGUUCGUCAUUGAAAUGUUCCAAUUAUACUCUAAUCAUAUAUUCUCUUGGCUUAGAAGAAGAAAAUUCUUUGAUCAUCAAUCAUUGGCAACUUUGAAAUCUAAAUCAACAUAA